Drosophila mauritiana is the source of this 1475-nucleotide messenger RNA. It is a transcript of the gene Rad23, whose product is annotated as UV excision repair protein RAD23 homolog A. Gene Ontology annotation, cellular component: cytosol; nucleoplasm. The record is from RefSeq and is a predicted model, not a curated record. Lineage: Eukaryota; Metazoa; Arthropoda; Insecta; Diptera; Drosophilidae. Gene Ontology annotation, biological process: nucleotide-excision repair; proteasome-mediated ubiquitin-dependent protein catabolic process. Bases 116 to 1360 code for a protein of 414 amino acids. The transcript is spliced from 5 exons. Gene Ontology annotation, molecular function: proteasome binding; ubiquitin binding; polyubiquitin modification-dependent protein binding.
GCGGUCACCCUGAUGACAAAUCGUUUUUAUCAAGCGAUUUUGGGAACUAACUUUGAGUUUGCAUAUGCGUAUGCAUAGUAUAUUUAAUUAAGUUUGGUUUUGUCUAAUACACAAGAUGAUUAUUACAAUUAAAAAUCUUCAACAACAAACUUUUACUAUAGAGUUUGCCCCGGAAAAAACGGUUUUGGAACUGAAGAAGAAAAUAUUUGACGAACGUGGUCCAGAGUACGUCGCCGAAAAACAAAAACUGAUUUACGCUGGAGUCAUAUUGACGGAUGACCGCACUGUUGGUUCAUACAACGUUGAUGAAAAAAAGUUCAUUGUGGUAAUGUUGACACGCGAUUCGUCUAGUUCAAAUCGUAAUCAACUAAGUGUAAAAGAAAGUGAUAAAUUGACUAGCACCGGCGAUUCUAGGCAUUCUAUGCCUUGCGAAGAAGCCAACCAUAGCAAUUCGCCUAGUUGCAGAAAUACAGAUGAUUCAGAUUUAUCACGUGAAACCAGACCUUUACCUAGUGACGAAUUGAUCGGAGAGUUGGCCCAGGCCUCCUUACAAUCGCGCGCUGAAUCUAAUUUGCUUAUGGGUGACGAAUACAACCAAACAGUCCUAUCAAUGGUGGAAAUGGGUUACCCAAGAGAGCAGGUUGAACGUGCGAUGGCUGCUAGCUAUAACAACCCGGAAAGAGCCGUUGAAUAUCUCAUUAAUGGCAUACCUGCAGAGGAAGGUACUUUUUACAAUGGGCUGAAUGAAUCAACGAAUCCUAGUCUAAUCCCCUCCGGACCGCAAACUGCAUCCGCACCCUCUACCGAGCGUCCAUCAGAUUCAAAUUCAGACCCCUUUGAAUUUUUACGUAGCCAGCCACAGUUUCUUCAAAUGCGUUCUUUAAUAUAUCAAAACCCUCACCUUUUACAUGCGGUAUUGCAGCAGAUUGGUCAAACAAAUCCAGCCCUUUUACAACUUAUUUCGGAGAACCAAGAUGCGUUUCUGAAUAUGCUUAAUCAACCGAUUGAACGCGAAUCGGAGUCAGGCGCCACUGUUCCUCACGUUUCGAAUGCGCGGACUCCUUCAACUCUGGACAAUGUUAGCCUCUUUUCUCCAGAUUUAGAAGGAGCUACUUCAGCCCAAAGAUCAACCGCUGGUACAAGUGCAGCACAGCAAAUCGGUAGCGCAGCGGAUAACGAAGAUUUGGAACCACCUUUAGGAGUAUCAACCAUUCGUUUAAAUCGCCAAGAUAAGGACGCAAUAGAACGGCUAAAAGCUCUUGGAUUCCCAGAAGCCCUUGUACUGCAAGCGUACUUCGCUUGUGAAAAGAACGAGGAACAAGCAGCUAAUUUUUUGCUAUCUUCUAGCUUCGAUGAUUAGAAUGACCAAAUGUAAGAAGUUAUGCAUACAACACCGGAAGCGUUACAACUAAAGUUAGAUGUUCUUAAAUUAAAUGUAAAAUGUCGAUCAUAAAAAUGGUUUUAUAUUCUUUAAA